AUGGUUCCUCCAUGGAAAUUUCAUCCUUGCUUUCUAUCACUGAAACUGGCAAUGGCAACAUGCGUUUGUUUAUAUUUUUAAAAUAAAUGUCAUGGCGGGUUCGACAAUUUCUGCAAAUUUCGGAAAUACUCCAACAUUUCAACCCUUUCAUAAUAAAUUUCAAAUUGCGUUGUCAAGUCCUAUCUUAACUGAAAGAUGUUUUCAAAUAACGCAACUUUUACAGGAUGCUCCUUUAAAGGAAGUGCAGUAUAUAUUUCCUGGUGUGAUCGAAAACAUAUUUGGAGUACGUUCCGGUAUUGAUUGGGGCUUUCUCAAACUGGAUAAAAACACUCAAUCUAGGGAUUUUGACAGUCUGAGAAAACUAUUGGCUCCUGAUGGACCAAUUCUAAAACUAGUUUAUAAAUUUACGGAAGAUGUAUCACCUAAAUUUGAAUUUCCUUUCUCUUGGCUACCUGUACCUAGUCAGCUAAUGCUGCAGGAGGGUAAAGUUCCAGGUUUAUAUGUCAACAAAUUACAAAUUUCUGGUCAGAACAUAUAUUCAUCCUCUCUGCAGUUAAAUAGCUUGGAAUUUUAUUUCUUUCAUUUUUGCUAUUAUAUUGUUAAUCCUGUUUUGAAGAAUAUCACUAGUACAGUUAAUCAGCAGGAUACAUUAUAUGCCCACAUUCUUGAAGAUUAUUUAGCCUAUUUUUUGCCAACAGAAAAUAGAACUGUUCCCUUGUUUCAAGCUCAAAAUGCUCAGCACUCUCCGAUUUUAACUUCAUCUCUAUCUUCUAACUUUGGAAGCUCUCAUGCUUCUCCCGAAAGCCGUCAUUCUUUCAAUGCGAAUAAUCGAGAUUUCCUAGGACCGGCAACACCUAAACCGAGCUUGUUAAAAAAAGAUAUUGUAAUGAUGGUUACAUCACCUGGAUCUGAUUCUUCGAGUGGUUUUGGAACAUCUGCUUCAGAGAGCUGGAGAUCUGAAACUUUCAUCCUAGUUUUAAAAGAAAUGCUUCUCAAUCAAAAUUCCACUGAUCAUCAUCAGCAAAAUAUCCAUGAUUUGAUUCCGAAAACCUUCAUUCCAACUCAUUAUCACGUGUGGAUGGUACGAAUCCUCGUAAAACACUUGCACUUCUUUUUUAAUAGUACGCUUUCUCCUAAUCAAACUACUGGACAUGGUCAGAUCAUGAUAGACAGCUUAGGUCGAUUAAAAAGCCUUGGGAUGACAAGUUUGAUACAAAAAGAAAUUUAUAGCUUCUUGAAGACUGUAUUUGAUCACUGGCCAUUGGAUGCAUCUUUUAGGGUGCCACUUGAAACUUAUUUAAGCUACAUUCAGCCAUGGAGAUAUAUUCAGUGUGAUUUGGAGCCUUCUACAUGGCAGAAAUUCUUAACUGAGAAUAUUCUGUUUUACACCACCAUUUUUGUUCAGAUUCUAAGAAGGUUUCUUAGAAUGGAUUUAAGCUGUCCUAAAAAUGCUUACAUGCUGUACAGACUGACAAAAGUCCUUUGUACGAGAGAGCUGAGACAAAUGAUCACACAAGCUGAAAAAGUGUGUGUUUCAAAGCCUGCAAAUGUUGGAAUGCCUGGAUUCUUAAGAUCAUCUGAAAAGCUGUUUUAUCAAAGGAUGUCUGAGAUAGAAAUGACUGGCUCUAACUAUUUACCUCUUUUUAGUGAGCCAGUCUUUGUUUUGGUUUCGCAACUGGUAUCGUCCAUUGCUGCUGCUCGUCAAAAGUCGAGCACCGAAAAUCUCUCUCAAAGUAUUGUCAACAAAAGCUUCUUCUCUAAAUUUGCUAGCCUGUUUGAUGUCUCCAACGAUGAAAUCAAUUCUGAUGAUAAUAGCCCAUCAGAAUUGCAAAAAGUCUCUACCUAUUUAGAUAUGUCUUCUAAACAACUCUGCAACUUUUUUUCAGAGGUUGUACCUCCUCAACAAAAUAAUGCAUCGCUAGGAAACCUCUCCCUCUCAACCUCUGAUCAACAAUCGCGUUUGAAUAACAGUGGUGACACAAGUGAAAAGUUUUCAAACUUAAAAGCAAUCAACAGAAUGCUGGUGCUAAAUCAAAACAAAAAACAAGAUGUUGAAUAUCAUGAUAAUCCAGAUUUGCAACCUGUAAGGACUUAUGAAGUUGGAUUCCUUGUUAAAGUUCUAAAUGAAAUCUCACAGCAAAUAAAUGAAAAGUAUGGUUCAGAAAUCGAACAACUCUAUUUCAAAAAUACCCUGGUUGGAAAAAUGUGCCGCCGACUCGUAGCUGCUCCCGUAACAUACAUUAAUGUCAUCAAAUCAAAGGAUAUGAUGUCUGUCUCAAGCUAUCCGGUGCAUCUCCCACCCCGUGUAUGCCUACGUUUCCUAUCUCACAAACAGUUACUAGCUUAUAUAUUUAUCUUUCUAUUCCUGAACUAUUUUUUGUCAUCAAGUCCCAUCUUCGGGAUAUUUGUUUUUACGCUCCUAUUAUUUGUGUUACUCUUUUUGAGUGCUUUAUUCUAUCCAGUUGAAGUACAUCCAAAAGAUGAUUGAUUCCUAUGAGUGGAGUUUGUAACUGUGUAUAAAAUAUGUGUAUUCCUUUUAAAUUACUUUUUGAAACUGUAAAUAUUACUGUAUGUCUUACAAUAAAUAUAUAUUUUUUAUUGA
Parasteatoda tepidariorum (common house spider) is the source of this 2602-nucleotide messenger RNA. The record is from RefSeq and is a predicted model, not a curated record. NCBI's taxonomy places the organism in Eukaryota, Metazoa, Arthropoda, Arachnida, Araneae, Theridiidae.